CAACAGAGCACCAGAACCUUCCCUCGCCGCCCAGCCUAGCUAGGGUUUCUGGCGCCGGCCGGGGGGCAUGGCGUACGUGGACCACGCCUUCUCCAUCUCCGACGAGGACGAUCUCGUCGGCGGCGCAGUCGGGGGCCCGUGCGGUGCGCCCGUCAAGGAGGUCGCCUUCGCCGCCGCGCUCCUCGCCUUCGGGGAGCUCGGCGUCGUCGGGGGCCUGUUCAUGGCCGCCAAUCAGGUCGGAGGGGACCGCGCGCACGGAAUUUUCUUUAUGAUUCUAGGUAUUGUGAUGUUCAUCCCUGGGUUCUACUACACACGAAUCGCGUACUAUGCAUACAAAGGUUACAAGGGCUUCUCAUUUUCAAACAUCCCGCCAAACUGA
Molecule: messenger RNA, 379 nt
Organism: Panicum virgatum (switchgrass)
Lineage: Eukaryota; Viridiplantae; Streptophyta; Magnoliopsida; Poales; Poaceae
Product: transmembrane protein 230-like
Exons: 2
Coding region: 68-379 (103 amino acids)
Cellular component (GO): endomembrane system
Source: RefSeq, a predicted model, not a curated record